AUGUUCAAGGACGCCCAUAAAUUCAUAUCUAAGUGUGAUGUUUGCCAAGGACAAGGGAACAUCAGCAAACAAAAUGAGAUGCCACAAAACUUCAUUCAAGAAGUCGAAGUUUUUGAUGUUUGGAGAAUCGACUUUAUGGGUCUUUUUCCUUCAUCUUUUGGAAACAAGUACAUCCUUGUUGCUGUUGACUACGUGUCUAAGUGGGUAGAAGCCAUAGCCAGCCCCACAAAUGACGCAAAAGUAGCAAUAAAGAUGUUCAAGUCGAUCAUACAAGAUUUGGUGUUCCGCGACUUGUCAUCAGUGAUGGUGGUUUCCACUUCAUCAACAAAGUUAUCAAACAGAGAACUCAAAGAAAUUUUGGAAAAGACAAUAGGACCGACAAGAAAAGAUUGGUCAGCAAAGCUCGAUGAUGCUCUUUGGGCAUAUAGAACUGCGUUCAAAACCCCAUUGGGUACUACACCUUUUCAACUUGUUUAUGGUAAGGCUUGUCAUCUUCCAUGGGAGUUAGAGCUCAGGGCGGAAUGGGCCAUAAGAAAGCUGAAUUACGACAUCCAGACAGCAGGUGCAAAACAUUUGAUUCAGUUAAAUGAGUUAGACGAGAUUUGCCAUAAUGCCUAUGAGAACUCUAAGAUCUAUAAGGAGAAGACGAAUGAGUUUUAUGACAGGAAAAUAGUUCAUAAGACGUUCUCACCUAAUGACCAGGUUCUACUUUAUAACUCACGUCUAAAAUUGUUUCCCGGAAAGCUUAAAUCACGAUGGUUUGGACCUUUCAAGAUCAAAGAAGUUUUACCCUAUGGUGCUGUGGUUCUAUGGAACCGCCAAGGAGGUAAUUUCACUGUCAAUGGACUAGAUUAG
Molecule: messenger RNA, 855 nt
Organism: Eutrema salsugineum
Lineage: Eukaryota; Viridiplantae; Streptophyta; Magnoliopsida; Brassicales; Brassicaceae
Exons: 2
Coding region: 1-855 (284 amino acids)
Biological process (GO): DNA integration
Molecular function (GO): nucleic acid binding
Source: RefSeq, a predicted model, not a curated record